Molecule: messenger RNA, 473 nt
Organism: Dermacentor silvarum
Lineage: Eukaryota; Metazoa; Arthropoda; Arachnida; Ixodida; Ixodidae
Product: evasin P1126-like
Exons: 3
Coding region: 20-331 (103 amino acids)
Source: RefSeq, a predicted model, not a curated record
CACACCGCUGCGGAGAAGGAUGCAUUCGUACAACACUCUGGCCAUCUUUGCUCUCGUUGUCGUGCACACCAUAUUUAUUGUAUUCGGCCAACCAGACUCCUCGUCCAGCACGAGCACAACUAAACAGCCAGACGUUCACGCCAAUUGUUCUAAUGAGACGUGCAAUCCUUCAAAAAAUAUCACGUGUAAGGAAGAAUUCUUCUGCGUACUUGUCAACAAUGCUACCGAAGGCAAAUGUUGCACUUGGAAUUGGGAAGGAAUGGAGGCAUACAGCCCUCCAAAUGACAGUUCAGAGGAGGUGACGUCACUAUCGUCUCAAGCACAUAAAUGAAGAACCCGUUCUCAUACAAUACAGUUAAAAAAAAUCAAAUAGAGAAUUUAGUAUAGCUCCGCGAAAUUCGCAAACAUUUUCUACAGGAAAUUGUGUACUGCACAUAUAGGCGAUGUAAUAAAGCUCGAGUGGUUACCUGUGG